AUUUGAUUUGAUUUGAUAAAGAAUAUCCAAACGAAUAACUACUGAAGUAGACGUGCAAAGAUGAGCGACAGGUGACGACUGUGUGUAGCGUUUCGUCGAGACUUCACUCAUUUGGGUAGUGGAAGGGGGCAACGCUGCUGGUUAAUCGUUACGUCUUUCAGACAGACUACACUUCCGAGCGUUCUGGAUUCUGACAAUUAAACUGACCUUCAGACAAGGGGUCUUCCUGUCCAGUGUGCAGGGGCCAUGGCCUUCCUGGGGGUAGCCAUGCGGAGGUUGGCGGGGGGCUGGGCCCCCGUCUCUCCCCUGACCCGUGCCUCCACCCACUGCUACAGCUCGGAACCCACCAAAGAGAAGAAUGUUCCCUACGAGAUCACAUUAAAACAGGAGGAGGGCGUCACCAGCGGGCCCACCAAACCCCUCCCCCGAGCAGCGGAGGCUGUGGUGAUUGGAGGGGGCAGCCUGGGGUGCCAGACCCUGUACCACCUCGCAAAGAUGGGCAUGACCAACGUGGUGCUGCUGGAGAGGGACCGUCUGACUGCUGGCACCACCUGGCACACCGCAGGCCUGCUGUGGCAGCUCCGGCCCAGCGACGUGGAGGUGGAGUUGCUGGCCCACACCAGGAACGUGAUCAGCAGGGACCUGGAGGAGGAGACGGGCCUCCACACAGGCUGGAUCCAGAACGGAGGCCUAUUCAUCGCCUCCAACAAGCAGAGGCUGGACGAGUACAAGCGCCUCAUGUCGCUAGGGAAGGUGUAUGGGAUCGAGUCCCAUGUGCUGUCACCGGCUGAGACCAAGGAUCUGUACCCGCUGAUGAACGUGGAUGACCUGUACGGAACGCUGUAUGUGCCCAAGGAUGGCACCAUGGACCCAGCAGGCACCUGCACCACCCUCACCAGGGCAGCUUCUGCCAGGGGGGCAACGGUGAUAGAGAACUGCCCGGUAACAGGUAUCCAGGUGAGGACAGAUGACCUUGGUGUGAAGAGGGUAAAGGCUGUAGAGACCGCCCACGGAACCAUAGAGACGUCCUGCGUCGUCAACUGUGCAGGUGUGUGGGCCACCAAGCUGGGUGACAUGGCGGGAGUUCGGGUUCCCCUCAUCGCCAUGCACCACGCCUAUGUAGUCACAGAGAGGAUUGAGGGCAUUCAGAACAUGCCUAAUGUAAGGGACCAUGAUGCAUCUGUCUACCUUCGUCUCCAAGGAGACGCACUCUCUGUUGGAGGCUACGAACAGAACCCCGUCUUCUGGGAUGAGGUGUCUGAUAACUUUGCGUUCAGCCUGUUUGACCUGGACUGGGAUGUGUUCAUGCAGCACAUAGAGGGAGCCAUCAACAGAGUUCCUGCCCUGGAGCAGACUGGCAUCAAAUCUACUGUCUGUGGACCUGAGUCGUUCACAGCGGACCACAAGCCCCUGAUGGGCGAGGCGCCCGAGGUGAGGGGCUUCUUCCUGGGUUGUGGCUUCAACAGUGCAGGGAUGAUGUUGGGAGGAGGCUGUGGUAGAGAGCUGGCUCACUGGAUUAUCCAUGGACGACCUGAGAAGGACAUGUAUGGUUAUGAUAUCAGGCGGUUCCACAACUCUCUGACGGGGAACAACCAGUGGAUCAGAGAGAGGAGUCACGAGUCAUACGCCAAGAACUACUCUGUCGUGUUCCCCUUCGACGAGCCCCUGGCCAGCCGCAACAUGAGGAGGGACCCCUUUCACCAGGUGCUGACAGAGCAGGGAUGCGUGUUCCAGGAGAGACACGGGUGGGAGAGACCAGGAUGGUUCAACACAGACGGGCCCGCCCCGGUUUUGGACUAUGACUAUUAUGGAGCCUAUGACAUCAAGGAGAAUGAGAAAAACAAGUACAAGGAUCUUCUGGGCAAAGAGUACACCUUCGACUUCCCUCCACACCACGAUGUGAUCAAGAAUGAGUGUUUGACCUGCAGACAAGGAGUGGCUGUCUUCAACAUGUCCUACUUCGGGAAGUUCUAUCUAACAGGACCGGACGCCAAGAAGGCUGCAGAUUGGCUUUUCACGGCCAACGUCAACAAAGCUGCAGGCUCCACAGUGUACACCUGCAUGCUGAACAGCAGAGGGGGAUCAGAGGCUGACCUGACUGUGAGCAGGCUGGACCCUGGCACUGCCACCCUGCCCCUGGCACCUCGCACUGAGGGUGACUCCUACUACUUGGCCAUUGGGGGGGGUGUGGCAGAGCACAACUGGAACCACAUCCGGACUGUCCUGCAGGACGAGGGCUUCCGCUGCGAUCUGCUCGACCAAUCAGAGGACAUGGGCAUGAUCAGCAUCCAGGGUCCCAAGAGUCGCGAGGUUCUGCAGGAGGUUCUGGAUGCUGAUCUGAGUAACGAGGCCUUCCCCUUCUCUACACACCAAGUAGUCACCGCAGCAGGACACCAGGUGCGUGCCAUGCGUCUGUCUUUCGUGGGGGAGCUGGGAUGGGAGCUGCACAUCCCCAAAGACUCCUGUCUGCCCGUCUACCACUCAGUCAUGGCCGCCGGCGCCAAGCAUGGCAUCUGCAACGCUGGCUACAGAGCCAUCGAUUCACUCAGCAUUGAGAAAGGCUACAGGCACUGGCACGCCGACCUGCGGCCCGAUGACACUCCCCUGGAGGCGGGGCUAGCGUUCACCUGUAAGAUGAAAAGCCCCACCCCCUUCCUGGGCCGUGCCUCUCUGGAGCGCCAGAAGGCUGAGGGCCUGAGGAGACGCAUAGUCUGCUUCACCAUCGACGAGAAGGUGCCCAUGUUUGGUCUGGAGGCCGUCUUUCGUGAUGGCGUUCCCGUCGGACACCUCCGGCGUUCCGACUACGGAUUCUUCAUCGACAAGACGAUUGGAUAUGGGUACAUACGCAACCCAGACGGAGGAGUGGUAAGUGCUGACUUCAUCAAAAGCGGGAAGUUUACGCUGGAGAGAAUGGGUGUGGUCUAUGAGGCCAAGGCCCACCUCAAGUCACCCUUCGACCCCGAGAACAAGCGUGUGAAGGGUAUCUACUAGGAGGGGGACCACAGCGGCGUGUACAAGGCACGCAUGUAAAACAAGCUCAUCCCCAACUGCUUGGGCUUGUUUGAUUGCUGUCACAAAGUUACUGGAAGGGUGCAGCCAUUUUAAUUGCCCCAAUACCACCUCCGGGACAGUGCCAAUAAAAUGGAGUCAUUAAGAAAGCCAUCUGACAUUCCAAAUGAUACUGCAAGAAACUAACAUGAACUGCAAUUUCCUCCCGGGAAUCAAUCAAGUUCUAAUCUACUCUCUCACUACCCUAUAUGACUCAGCAGAGCCGAGUUCACACAUAUUCAAUAACGUUUACAUCUUACUUAGUAAUCUAGAAUAUCAAGAGAUGCAUCCAAUCAGUUGGUGGCUUUUUUUGGUAAUCCAAAAAUCUAGAUCACUCCAUGCAGGAGUCUGUGUUUGUGGUAAAUGUGCUUUCGACUGGAACUGGACAGUUGCAUGUGGAUAUUACAAGGUCUUAAAAUGUGCCAUUUGAGGACAAAGCAGAAUCAACAGUUGAUUAUCUGUCUCCUGUUAAAGUCUGAAAUAACGAGCAUGCUUCUGAAACCUUUGAGGCAAGUUAUUGUCUCUGAACGUGUGGUGAGUAGUUGGCCAGGUCUUAAUUUAGGUUAAAUUAGUAAAUGUGUCAACUUCGAGAUAUUUAUAAAUUCUUAAGAAAACACAUGUUUUAUAUUAGUAACAUGUGAUAUUUUUAUUCCGAAGUAUCCAAUCCUGUCAAUAGUGAUGUUCUUUUAGUGGUAGAAACAAUUUAUAAGACUACAAAAUCCUGAUGGUUUAUGCCAUUCAUUUGUGAUUUGGUUCAUGGUAGGGUUUUGCUGCAUACUUAUUUGCUAAAGCUAGCUACUGUUUGGUAAAUAGACCCACAGUUUGCUAUAUAGAAAUAGAAAUGAGCUUGGGUAAUUUGGCAAAUUCUUUGGCAAGUUUGGCUAAAACCAGGAUAAUGCGAGAGGGGCAUUUCCUUCUAAUUAGAACUCUAUGCUAAUGCUUUGCUAACUAUGCCUACUUUUAGGGUAUAACUUGACUCAUGAUAGCCAGGCUAGCCAUACAAGCAUAAACAAGUUUAUGCUAGCUGGGUUAAGGCUAGUGUGUAAUUUCUAAAGCCUCUCCCCAACACAUUUGGUGCAGUCAAUAAUGAAAAGUCUGCGUAAGCACUAAGUACUAAUUGGUCUCUAACUAAAACAGAUUACUAUGUUGGUGCUAAAACCACUCUAAUUCCUCAAAUUAAUUAGUUACAUUUCAUCUGACUAUUCAUGGAUAGCAUUUUCUGAAGUAAUAAUGUUUUUGAGCUAUGUAGAACCAUGUUUACCAAGUCAAAGCCAUUUAAGUUUGCUUGAAGGGUCAUUUAUGCAUUGUCGUCUCCUUUCUGAAAUACAAUGAUGGCUUUGCAGCACAGUGAGUGUUUGCUUUGUUUGUCUGAAUAAACAGUGUAUUGACAUUAAAUGU
Osmerus eperlanus (European smelt) is the source of this 4446-nucleotide messenger RNA. It is a transcript of the gene sardh, whose product is annotated as sarcosine dehydrogenase. The coding region runs from base 247 to 2991 and encodes 914 amino acids. The record is from RefSeq and is a predicted model, not a curated record. Gene Ontology annotation, cellular component: mitochondrial matrix; mitochondrion; cytoplasm. The transcript is spliced from 23 exons. Gene Ontology annotation, molecular function: protein binding; sarcosine dehydrogenase activity. NCBI's taxonomy places the organism in Eukaryota, Metazoa, Chordata, Actinopteri, Osmeriformes, Osmeridae.